Phyllotreta striolata is the source of this 1792-nucleotide messenger RNA. The record is from the annotation of a GenBank genome assembly. NCBI's taxonomy places the organism in Eukaryota, Metazoa, Arthropoda, Insecta, Coleoptera, Chrysomelidae.
CGCCAACCGGGUGAGUACGCAAUCGAAUAAUUAUAGAUUCUACGAAAAAUUUAUUUUUAUUGUAGAUUAUCGAGUGGAAAAAUAACAUGUCCGAGGAAACGGGCGCUUGCGAAGUGUGCGAUAUCCAAUCGAAAAGGAAAUGCUCGUCGUGCAAAUUGGUAUUUUACUGCAGCCAGGAACACCAGCAGGCCGAUUGGAAAGAGCACAAAUCCAUUUGCAAACCCUUUGUGGAAGACUAUUCGAAAGACAUUGGUAGACAUCUGAAGGCGACUAGAGCUUUGAAACCGGGCGAUGUGAUCUUCUCCGAAGCUCCUCUGGUGUUUGGCCCGAAGCCUCAUCGAAUAGAAGCCGGAGCAUUUCCGUGCGUCGGAUGUUGCAGAUUGCUCGAAGAUCAAUCGUGCGAAAGAUGCCCAGGGUGUUUGUGGCCGGUGUGCAACGCGAAAUGCUCCGGUUUAAAUACGCCCGAUCGGCACGGAUUCGAGUGCCAGAUUUUGCGUUUGAGACCUUCCACCGAGUUGACUUCGUUUUAUCAAUUUUACAGAUUCGACGUGUUGAUCGUAUUAAGAGCGAUGUACCUUCAAAAAGCCAAUCCGAAGAAAUGGGAUGUUAUCAGCAAGUUGGAGGAUCAUUACGAAUGCAGAGGACCCGGUACGGAGGUGUACAAGGACGUGGAGGAAAAAUUCGGCGUGUUAGAAGCCAAUUACUUGAAGCCUUUGAGGGAUUUCGAACGGAACACCGGUCGAUCGAUCGUCCUCGACGCUUCUCCGGCCAUCGUCCAUCGAAUAUACGGCGUUUUAGAUGUAAACGCCACGGAAUUGACCGAAGACAUCGACGCUACAAUUUUAUAUGCAACUGCUUCUUUGAUGGAGCACAAUUGCACGCCGAACGUCAUGCAGUUGAUCGAUGAAACCGAACGUUUCACCGUAACCGUCAGAGCCGCCUUGCCCAUCGAGAAAGGUGAUCACGUCUCGUCGAUUUACACGCACAUCCUGUGGGGCACGGCGGCGCGAAGAGAGCACCUGUUGCGCACCAAGUACUUUGGGUGCUGUUGCAAGAGAUGCGCCGAUCCGACGGAGUUGGGAACUAAUUUGAGCGCUUUGAAGUGCAUCGGUGGAGUCGAAGGGGAUCUGUGCGGCGGCGUUCAGUUGCCUUUGAGGCCCACGUUGAUGGAGGGAGCGUGGCGGUGCGAUAAAUGUUCGAUAGAGUUGCCGGAGAAGGAUGUGAUGAAAUUCGUGAACCAUCUCGGCGAGCAAGUGGAUAAGGUGAUGUCGAAGGUGCCUCGUUUGCGAGAAUUGGAGGACGUUUUGGGCAAACUGGAGCAUUUCCUGCAUCCCAAUCACUAUUUGAUUUACAACGUUAAGCACUCGUUGGUGCAAUUGUUGGGUACCGAAGAGAACGUCGAGUAUUCGGUGGACGAUUGGUUGAAGAAAAUGAAUCUGUGCGAGGAAUUGAUUGCGAUUACCAAAACGUUAGAUCCGGGAAACGCCAGAUUGAGUUUGUAUCUUGGGGUGUUAUUAAACGAACUGUUUAUAGCCCAGUUUAAGAUACUAACGCGCACGUGGGAGAAUCCAACGCAGAAUUUGUACACGGAGCAGUUGAAAGGGUAUAUUGUUAACACGAUCGAAGAGAACAAGAGGGUUCUCGAAUACGAACGAAGAACUGUGUCGGGUAAUAAAUUGUACGAGAUCGUCGUUAAAAAUGAGCAAAUUUAUAGCAGUUGGUGCGAAUUAAACUCGCAGUAGAAUUUAAGAAAUGAAAUAGUAUAUGUUAGCUGUUGAUUAAUAAAUAAAAA